Messenger RNA from Morone saxatilis (striped sea-bass), 1870 nucleotides. RefSeq names its product sushi, von Willebrand factor type A, EGF and pentraxin domain-containing protein 1-like. The coding region runs from base 181 to 510 and encodes 109 amino acids. The record is from RefSeq and is a predicted model, not a curated record. The transcript has 3 exons. Lineage: Eukaryota; Metazoa; Chordata; Actinopteri; Moronidae.
AAUUCCCUCACUAAAAGGGGAACUUCAGAUCCUUUUUCAAACACCCAGGACCUCUAGCACAAACACACACACACAGACACCUGGAAGACCCUUCAACAAAGAUUGAACUCCACAGCCGGCAUUUUAAGACGCCAGGUCUGCAUUGUUUGCCUUUUGUUUUCUUCCACUCCCUCCUCUAGGAUGUCCAACCCUGUUCCUCCUCCUCUACCGAGAGGCAUCGACUACGACCUGCCCACCUGCGGAGACACUCUGUGCAAUAGCCAAGGUACCUGUGCACGUCCUCAUGGUGGUGGCACCGAUUUCGUGUGCGACUGCAAGCUUGGCUACCAGGGAGAACACUGCGAGGACACAGUCAACGGGGCGUUAAACAUACCACUGACCCUCAGUGUGCUGGCAGUCAUUUUUGGGCUGCUGAUUUUUGCUUUCAUCUUCGCCAAGUUGAGGCAGAGGCAAAAGAAGAGGCAAAGGAGACAUCUGGCAGAAAAGCAUGGCUACAACAUCGCUUUGUAAUGUGGAUUAAUCAUUAUAUUUGAGGUAGUUUUACUACCUGGGAAUUAAAUUUGGGUAUAGUUUUAACUAUAAAUGAAGUGCGUAAAAGUUUCAUAAUGAAAACAUUUUGAUGUAAACAUUACUACACCAAAAAUAAAUUACAACACCUCCCAACAAACUAACUCCUGGAACUAGCAUACUCAGAGGUGCCCAGUGUUUCUCAUCAAAACACAUCAUGUAUAACUACCAACUGUCUGUAUAAUGGCAGGAUGUGAACUGUGCCACCCACAUAUACUUUACACACUCUUCCAAAACAUUGCUCCAUAGCACUACUAGUGGUCAAAAACUCCACAGGGUACCUUUAACUCAAAGAUUUUUGAUGCCUUAAAUCUGUGUUUAAAGGUGGAGGCCAGAAGCUUUUCUCUACCACCAUAUGUAAGGCAUAAAAUUAACAAAUCCAGGUCAGCCAUGGUAUUGUGGCCAGUGACACCACUGAGCUUCCACCAUCAUCCUUCUGCAGCAAACUUACAGCUCAGUUUAUUGAGUGUUUUCUGAAAUUUGUUUAAAAAGGAAUCAGAUCUAUUGUCUAUGUUCGGGAUGGCUAACCUGUGGCUACUUCUCUACGACAUAAACUCAGACACUGAACUGAUGAACUGACACAACGUCACUGCAGUAAUGAUGUUUUUCAUAUAUCAAUUGAAGAUGGAAAAAUAAAACUUUAAAGUACACCCCCACACAUGACUCAUUGAGGGCAAAUGGCAUUCAUGUGUCACAAAGCUCUCAUGCUGUUCAUUCAGACAGGUAAUGGAUUAAUAGACUGACAUAAUACCAUACUGUGCUGUUUGCCAACUCUACAACAGCAUAUAUUUACAGAUAAAAGUAAAAAAAUUAUACUGUUUCAUAAAUCAUUGAUCUGUGAAUAACAUCAGUUUGGGAAUGAGGUUGUGUCACUACUUUUAUUUGCUUAUUAGCAUAGUAAAUAUGUUUUAGGUUUCUUGUAUAGUGCAUUGUUCCCCUAACUAGCAACAAGUUCUGAACUCCAAUCCAACUGCAAUUCACUUAUUUUUUUAUUUUUUUAUUUUCUUGUUUUCUUAAUUAUUCAUGUGUUAUUUAUAUUAUUCUGACACAUUAUUGUGUCUAGUGCUAAUGAAAACUGUAAGAAUUAGAUCAAUCCCAACAGUAGGUGAAACCAUUUUGUUGUUGUGGGCAUCAUCUUUGGUGCAGAAAUGUUCUUUUAUGGACUAAACAAUCCACUGCAUUGUUUAAAGCUUGAAUAAUGCACAGUGGGAAAUAUUCAUAUUCUAAUCAAUAUCUAGAACAUAUUUCCUGUAUGCAAAAGCUUGUUUCCAUAUGCGCUGAUACUCUAACACUGACUAUAUUC